AAAAAUGAGCAACGUGUGCUACAGUGAUGCCUCUUUAGGGGGUAUGCCCACGCACGGCGCGCCUUUCACGUUUAAGGAAAUUUAAAGGGAGCUCGCCUUUUCCCCGGGCAGCAACGUUCGCGGUGUGGCAAUUCUCGCAGCGCCGCUGGAAGGCAUGCCCAAUAGCCCACCACAGAUGAAACCUUUGCAAACAAAAUGAACCAUCGGGGGACGGACGUAAAGGAAGGACUCGCCAGCUACAUGAAGAAGUGAUUUGCCAGAAGUGUCAUAGUGCGGUCAUACAAGAGAGAUUUCUUUCGAAGCGCCUCCCUCGAGUGGGUUCCCCCCCACAUGCACGUAUGUUCCUAUGUGCGUAUGUACAAUUGGGAAGGUAUGUGUGCGCCCCCUCGAAUGGACUUCCUCCCCACCGGACGAAUCGCCCACGAAGCGCUGCGUCGAAUUUUUUUCCACCACGAAGGAGGUACCUUUUGCGCCAGUUGGACUCACCGCGUGGUACCCCUUCCGAAGAAGAAGACGCUGCAGCACUGCACCACAGAAUUGCAACGCGUGCUAUCAGACGCAACGCAACGUUGGAAGACCAAGCGAGGGAGAACUGCGCAAACCAGACGAGCCACCUUUUGCCUCACCAAUUUGACGAACCCCCAAAAGUAAAAUGGUUGCUUCCACCAACUUAAACAUCGAGUUAGAACCCUACCAAACGGUCCUAAAAAGAAAAUACAUCCCCUACCUGCUGUUCCUCUUUCAUACAUUUGCAUUUGUGAGCGUCAUUUUUUUAAUCGACCAUUUAUGUGAACGUAGGAACAAAAGAAGCUUGAGGGUUGGCCUUCUACUGUGUGUAAUAACGUCAGUCAGUGUGGGGUUGGCCCUGUAUGUCCUUUUGCUUUAUUUUAAUGUGUGUUUGUAGGGUGGAGAGAAAAAAAAAAAAACGCUCCUCAGUGCGGUGGAGUGGACGUAGCUUCUUCCACUCGUUGCAGUUUGUCAUGCUUCCAGGGGAAUCUCUUCACUUCUUUUUUUUUUUUUUUUUUUUCCUUUUUUCGCCUGCUUACCCACCC
This is a messenger RNA of Plasmodium vivax (malaria parasite P. vivax), 1052 nucleotides long. RefSeq lists its product as hypothetical. The coding region runs from base 653 to 904 and encodes 83 amino acids. The transcript has a single exon. The record is from RefSeq and is a predicted model, not a curated record. NCBI's taxonomy places the organism in Eukaryota, Apicomplexa, Aconoidasida, Haemosporida, Plasmodiidae.